Molecule: messenger RNA, 764 nt
Organism: Physella acuta
Lineage: Eukaryota; Metazoa; Mollusca; Gastropoda; Physidae
Source: RefSeq, a predicted model, not a curated record
CGGUAAAACUGCUCAAAAUGGCGAGCGCACGAGUUUUCUUCAGCAAAAAGCGCAGCCAAAGAAACGGGUUCAUCAGCGAGGAAGUUCCGGUGGUCGAAAACGGCUACGACGUCCAGGAAUCGGACGAAGAUGAGGUGUUCGUGCAGGACCCCAACCUGGAAAUAUCCGCCUCCAAACCCCUGAUGCACCCCCGCAACAAAGGUCAAAGAACGAAGGUGAAAACGCGAACGAUCGAGUGCCGGUUCUGCUCCGUGUUCAAGCCCAUCUUCUACUUCAUCGCGCUCGUGACCGUGCUCUGCGGGGUCAUGGCCACCAUUGUUUACAUCGCCAACAGACACAAGAACCAAUCAAAUCCGGUCUUACUCAAGGAAGGGGAGGAUUCGAAAGCGUCGGCGAAACUAGGCCAGGAGAGGACUUCGGUGAUUGGUUGUGAUAAAAUGGAAGUUAGUGACGUAUGGGUUCUGGGAAUUCCCAAACUUUUAACGGAGUCAGCGUUUCGUUUAGUGGAUGUAAAUGGUGAUGGGACUUUAGAUGUUAUUUUUGGAUUUGCCACGGGAGCUGAUGGCUACGGCGUGAAGGAUAUCGUCUGUGACCUAUAUUUCGAAGGCAAGAAGCCAUGUUUUGGCGGCGUCAUGGCGGUGGAGGGGGGCGGGGGGAAGGAGCUAUGGCGGCGCUACACGGUGCAUGAAAUUUACGGGCUCAACUGUCAAUACGACAUCAACAAGGACGGGGUCAAGGACUGCCUGUCGUCUGGGAGGGCCGGG